AUGGGGCUCAGUGAUGACGAAUGGCACCAUGUCCUGGGCAUCUGGGCGAAAGUGGAACCAGACCUCUCGGCCCAUGGACAGGAAGUUAUAAUCAGACUCUUUCAGGUUCACCCCGAGACCCAGGAACGCUUUGCCAAGUUCAAAAACCUGAAGACAAUCGAUGAGCUGAAGAGCUCCGAAGAAGUGAAGAAGCACGGCACCACUGUCCUUACCGCCCUGGGCAGAAUCCUGAAGCUGAAGAACAAUCAUGAACCGGAGCUGAAGCCGCUGGCAGAGAGCCAUGCCACCAAGCAUAAAAUCCCCGUCAAGUACUUGGAGUUCAUUUGUGAAAUCAUUGUCAAGGUCAUUGCUGAGAAACAUCCCUCGGACUUUGGGGCCGAUUCCCAGGCUGCGAUGAGGAAGGCCCUGGAGCUGUUCCGAAAUGACAUGGCCAGCAAGUACAAGGAGUUCGGUUUCCACGGCUAG
Molecule: messenger RNA, 465 nt
Organism: Emys orbicularis (European pond turtle)
Lineage: Eukaryota; Metazoa; Chordata; Testudines; Emydidae
Gene: MB
Product: myoglobin
Exons: 3
Coding region: 1-465 (154 amino acids)
Biological process (GO): oxygen transport
Cellular component (GO): extracellular exosome
Molecular function (GO): heme binding; oxygen binding
Source: RefSeq, a predicted model, not a curated record